Messenger RNA from Culex pipiens pallens (northern house mosquito), 3903 nucleotides. RefSeq names its product AP-3 complex subunit delta (gene garnet). The coding region runs from base 369 to 3368 and encodes 999 amino acids. Gene Ontology annotation, cellular component: terminal bouton; AP-3 adaptor complex; presynaptic endosome. The transcript has 7 exons. NCBI's taxonomy places the organism in Eukaryota, Metazoa, Arthropoda, Insecta, Diptera, Culicidae. The record is from RefSeq and is a predicted model, not a curated record. Gene Ontology annotation, biological process: Golgi to vacuole transport; synaptic vesicle budding from endosome; synaptic vesicle membrane organization.
AGCUAAAAAAAAAGUCGAAAGAAAUUGCUCGUCGUCGUCGGUUCGGUUCGCGAUCGAAUUACGGAUGUUUAUCGCGGAAUUCUGGCGAAGAAGUGCCCAGUGAAGAGCCAAGUGUCCGUCCGCGGGUGCGUCAUCGCGUUCCCCCCAGAAGAGUUCGGUUCCCCGACGAUGGCCACCGUCGUUUGGUGGGAGUGAAAGUUUUUUUUUUCUGCAGAGUUUCGCGUUUUUUCCGCUUCGGUGCCUUUUUCCUCCUGCUUCGUCUGGUCGUGUCCAGAUUUGCCACGGCAAAAGGGUGAGGGGGUGGUCCGCGGUGGUGUAGCAGCUUGCAGGAGAUUAUCUGGUUAAAGUGUUGUCCUCUGGAAGGCAGAAUGGCACUCAAGAAGGUGAAGGGAAAUUUCGAGCGGAUGUUUGACAAGAAUCUGACGGAUCUGGUCCGGGGCAUCCGGAACAAUAAGGACAAUGAGGCCAAGUACAUCGCCCAGUGCAUGGAGGAGAUUAAGCAGGAACUACGCCAGGAUAAUGUGAACGUGAAGGCGAAUGCCGUGGCCAAGCUGACGUAUUUGCAGAUGUGCGGCUACGACAUCAGUUGGGCCGGAUUUAACAUAAUCGAGGUGAUGAGCUCGAACCGGUUCACGUGCAAACGGAUUGGCUAUCUGGCGGCGAGUCAGUGUUUCCAUCCGGACAGCGAGCUGCUCAUGUUGACCACAAACAUGGUCCGGAAGGAUCUGAGCUCGACCAAUCAGUACGACGCCGGCGUGACCCUGUCCGGGUUGAGUUGCUUCAUCUCGACGGACCUGUCUCGAGAUUUGGCGAACGACAUCAUGACGCUGAUGAGCUCAACCCGGCCGUACCUCCGCAUGAAGGCCGUCCUCAUGAUGUACAAAGUGUUUCUCCGAUAUCCGGAGGCGCUCCGUCCGGCGUUUCCCAAGCUGAAAGAAAAGCUCGAAGAUCCAGAUCCGGGCGUCCAGUCGGCGGCCGUCAACGUGAUCUGCGAACUCGCUCGGAAAAAUCCUAAAAAUUAUCUUUCGUUGGCACCGAUUUUCUUCAAACUGAUGACCACUUCCACCAACAAUUGGAUGCUCAUCAAAAUCAUCAAGCUGUUUGGUGCUUUAACACCGCUAGAACCUAGGCUAGGCAAAAAGCUUAUCGAACCGUUGACCAAUCUGAUUCAUAGCACCUCGGCGAUGAGCCUGCUGUACGAGUGCAUCAACACGGUGAUCGCCGUCCUGAUCAGCAUCAGCAGCGGAAUGCCCAACCACAGCGCUUCCAUCCAGCUGUGCGUCCAGAAGUUGCGCAUCCUCAUCGAGGACUCGGACCAAAACCUCAAGUACCUUGGUCUGCUGGCGAUGUCCAAGAUCCUGAAGACGCACCCGAAGAGCGUCCAGACGCACAAGGAUCUGAUUCUGGCGUGUUUGGACGACAAGGACGAGUCGAUCCGGUUGAGGGCGCUGGAUCUGCUGUACGGGAUGGUGUCGAAGAAGAACUUGAUGGAGAUUGUGCGGCGGUUGUUGGGGCAUAUGGAGCGGGCCGAGGGGUCGGCGUAUCGGGACGAGUUGCUGUUCAAGGUGAUUGAGAUUUGCUCGCAGGGUUCGUACCAGUACGUGACGAACUUCGAGUGGUAUUUGACGGUGCUGGUGGAGUUGAUCCAGCUGGAGUCCGGGUCGAAGCAUGGCAAGGUGAUUGCGACGCAGCUGCUGGAUGUGGCGAUUCGGGUUCAGGCGGUUCGGACCUUUGCGGUCAAUGAAAUGUCCACGUUGUUGGCGUCGUAUCCGAUUGCGGCCCAGAACAGCACCAUGCACGAGGUUCUGUACGCCGCGGCUUGGAUCGUGGGCGAGUUUGGAAGCUGUCUGGACAAUCCGGAACAGACGUUGAACAUCUUGCUGCAGCCGCGACAGGUCCCGGGCCACAUCCAGGCCGUUUACGUGCAAAAUGCCACCAAGCUGUUCGCCAAUCUGGCCCACGAUUGUCUCGAGGAGGACAACCUGGCCGACGUCCGGAAGUACUGCGACCAGCUGCUGGACGGCCUGCCGGUUUACCUCAGCUCGGGUGACAUCGAAGUACAGGAACGGGCCAGCUCGGCCUUCAUGACGGUGCAAAUGCUCAAGGCGCGCUUGGCGGCGACGACGACCGGAGACGGAACCGCCGCAGAUAUCCUCGACGACGUUGACGUCGUGGUGCUGGGGAAGCCCUCGAUUCCACCGGAAGUGGCCGCGCUGAUUCGAGAAAUACGCGAACUCUUCGUCGGCGAUCUCAACCCGGUCGCUCCGAAGGCCCAGCGCAAGGUUCAACUGCCCGAGGGACUCGACCUGGACGAGUGGAUCAACACGCCGCCACAGGUCAGCAGCGAGUCCAGCGACGAGGAAAAGUUCUCGCUGUUUGGACACGGAGUCGGCGAAGAUCGCGGCGAGACGACCAACGGUGGCGAGCAUCGACGGUAUCGCCAGGUCGAGCAGACUCCCGAGGAGAUGGAGCGGCUCCGCGAAGCUCGCAUCCUCGAGCAGACCAACAAUCCGAACUAUCUCAAGCCGGCCAAAAAGAAGUCGUCCUCCCAAGACUACCAGAACGCGGAGAACUACGACGAAAUACCGAUCGCGGAGAUUGCGCUCGAGGUGCCGCUGCAAAUACAUUCCACGAAGCGUUCCGACAAGUAUCUGGUGGCGCAGCAAAAGUCCUCGUCCUCGUCCAAGGCUGCCGGCGGUGCACACAGCAAAAAGGCCAGCAAAAAGUCCAAGCGGCACAGCAAGAAGAGUGGCAGCAGCAAGCAGCAGCGGUACAGCGAAAGCGAUUCCGACAGUGACGAUCCCAAGCCGCUGCACGUGGUCAACACGGUGGUGGAGCUGCCGGAGGGGGCCAUCCUGUCCGACACCGAGGACAAGAACGCCGAAGAUCUGGACGAUCCGCACCGGGCGCUGGACAUUGACUUGGAUGCCCCCAUCGAGGACCAUCGCCCAGCGCAGCGAAAUUCGUCCUCAAAGGCCAGCCGGACCGGUGGUUUGCUGGGUGAGCAUUUGUCCGCCAAAGCAGCAUCCGCCCCACCCACCUCGAACGACAUCGUGGCCAUCGACGCCGAAGAGGCCGGUUCCAAGAGCCAAAGGCACCGCCACAAGAAAGACCGAAAGAAGUCCAAAAAGGAGGACAAAAAACAAGAUCUGCUCGAAGUGGAACAAGAGGACAAGAAGAAGCGAAGGAAGAAGACAAAGUUGGCUGGGGAAGGAGGGGAAGCAAGCAAUGGUGGAGGGGAGGCGGAAGCCAGGCAAAAGCAAAAGAAGAACAAAAAGGAAAAGUUGAGCAAAAGUGAGCAGAAAAAGCUGAUGAGUGGGUACGAGGAAGCCCUCGGAAUCUCGACGCCGAGCAAAGAGGUUAUUUAAUAGAGAGAAAAUUAAGUUUAAAACAGCCUUUUAUUUUUGGUUCUUUCCGUCGCCGCCAACGCAACCGCCUAUCCACUAAACAAAAAGAAAAAAAAACGAAUAAAAAUAGUGUUAUACUCAAAGUACUCAGACUUGUAAGUUUUCUGUUCACAAACAAACAAAUUUGUCAGCGUAAACAACACACACUCUCCUAACACACACUUAAAGUAAGUCAACUUUUAAGAAAGAAUAAAAAACGAAGAUGUCUAAACAAAUUUAAAAAACCAGCUUAAGCUAACCGACGACCCGACGAGAGCAAACAGACUAAAGUCGAUUUUAUUAAACUUUAUUAGGGAGAAAAAAACUCAUGAAAAGAGAAUAAAAAGCCCAGUGUGGUGUUGAAAGAGAAUGAAAUUUUUAGAACAAAUUAACAAAAUGUGGUGCCGCUUGCUAAAUUACUGCGUAGAGCUAGAAAUUUAAACAAAAUAACCCGAAAAAAAUGCAUACUUCCUCGAAGUUGAGUUUAACAGUUCAACAAAAUCGCUGACUGGCAGAA